Molecule: messenger RNA, 609 nt
Organism: Trichomycterus rosablanca
Lineage: Eukaryota; Metazoa; Chordata; Actinopteri; Siluriformes; Trichomycteridae
Gene: cd8b
Product: cd8 beta
Exons: 5
Coding region: 1-609 (202 amino acids)
Biological process (GO): regulation of immune response
Cellular component (GO): cell surface
Molecular function (GO): coreceptor activity; MHC class I protein binding
Source: RefSeq, a predicted model, not a curated record
AUGAUCCUCAAGUACAUCUGCAGUUUUCUCCUUCUUCUAACAGGAGUAUCUGCCAUAAAGGUCCUUUACCCCAGCAUCAAUGAUGUGGCGACCCUCAUGUGUGAAUGCCCAGACAGCAAGUGUAAUAGGGUCUUCUGGUACAAUGUAAAGAGCAACAACAAUCCGGAGUUCAUUCUGUCCUACAACAUUGCGAAUAGCAAAAAGUAUGGUGAUAAGAUUAACCAAACCCGCUUCAAUCCCUCUUACUCCGGAUCAGCUAAAGCUGUAUUCACACUGCGCAUCACUAACGUACAGGAGGAAGAUGCAGGACUCUACUCCUGCCUGCUUAGCAGUGAGGAUUCUGCACAGGACCCUAAAAAGCUGAUGCCAGCAGGAUACUACCUGAGACCCGGAGUUGAGCCACCUACUGAGGCUCCUCCAAAAGUCAAACCUGUCACCAAACCAAAGUUGGUUAAGCCUGUUUGCAAGUCCAAGUCUCCAACAGGCUGCAAGGCCCUUGUGCUUUGGACAGGCGUUGGUGUUCUUCUGGUUCUGGUUGUGGUUCUUAUUUCAACACUGUAUUACUUUAGCAGACUCCCGAGAAAGUGCCGACAUCGCUUUGCUAAGUAA